This is a messenger RNA of Lactuca virosa, 3210 nucleotides long. Lineage: Eukaryota; Viridiplantae; Streptophyta; Magnoliopsida; Asterales; Asteraceae. The record is from the annotation of a GenBank genome assembly.
AUAGAUCUUUAGCCUCCCCUGUCCCUCCCUCCCCUCCCCGUGGAUCUGAUUCUCAACACUCCGACAUCCCCCCUCCUCCCUGUCUCUCCUCCCUUUCUUCAACCUAAUCCUCGGAAAUACACUCAAGAAAGGUCAUAUCUUCGCAAUUUCUUCAACCCUGAUCAUAUACCAAUCUUUCAGACUAUUUUCUAUCCCUCUAUGGUGAUUAAUUUUAUCUUGAUUUCGAAUUCGAACCACCUUCUUAUCCACCGCCAAUCUUUUUGUUUGUUCCUAGAUUAAAAACCCUUUAUUGGUAUCUGUUUACCACCACAAACACAUAACAAAACGAAAUCACAAGCUAUACAGGACUACCGGGAAGAGUACCCGACAUAUUCGCAGGCUAGAUCGUAAUCGUGAAUGGAAGAGAGAGAAUUGGAGAAGUAAAAAAAAAUCAUAAAGUUGGAAAGGAAUGCUAUAUCUGAAGCAACCAAACUCCAUGUGUUCGGGGUUUUGUUACUGGGCAGAGUCUAUAUACAAUUAAACAGCCGCAGGGUUGAAUGUUCUUCUGAUUUGAUUUUUCGAACCGAGCCCUGAGGAGGAGGCUCGGAUCUGGAUUGGACAAGCAUCUGAUAGUAAUAACAAUGGCGACAGAUAAUGAGCAUAUCUCCCCUCCUUUUGAGGAACCAAUACCAUGCGUCUCUUUAAUGCCCGCGUCAGAAAGCGAGUCUAAUGUUCCUCUUGAUGAACCAUCCACCUCCCCGGUGGCUGCUCCACUUGCCUUUCUGCAAAAAUUCAGACUUUACGAGACUCGAUCGAAAUAUUACAUGGUAGGAAGAGACAAGAGUCGCAGAUACUGGAGGGUAUUAAAAAUUGACAGAAGGAUCCAUGAGGGUAAUAAAUCCACAGGUGGACUCAAAUUCAUCACCACUUGCUAUGGGAUUGUUGGUUUCAUUAAAUUUCUUGGACCAUAUUACAUGUUGCUAAUUACACAAAGAAGACCAAUUGGCUCAAUUGGUGGCCAUAUAGUAUAUGCAAUCUCCAAGACUGAAAUGAUAGCUCUAUCUGAUUCUGUAACUCAGAUAAAUUUAACUACUUGGAGACAUGAAAAUAGAUACAAGAAGCUUCUGUGUAUGGUGGAUCUUACAAAGGACUUCUUUUUCAGCUAUUCGUAUAAUAUCAUGCGUAGUCUUCAGAAGAACAGUUGUAAUGAUGAAACAGGAAAUGUUCUUUAUGAGACCAUGUUUGUUUGGAAUGAGUUUUUAACCCGUGGGGCCCGAAAUUCCCUCCAAAAUACUAUGUGGACAGUGGCUUUGGUUUAUGGUUUUUUUAAACAAGAUAAACUUUCAAUAUCUGGACGUGACUUCAGAUUGACUCUCAUUUCAAGACGUUCACGCCAUUAUGCUGGGACCCGGUACUUAAAACGAGGGGUAAAUGAGGAAGGAAGAGUUGCUAAUGAUGUAGAAACAGAGCAAAUUUUGAUUGAAGAUGUUCCAGAAGGAUCUCCUAUGAAAAUCAGUUCUGUUGUACAAAAUCGUGGAUCUAUUCCACUUUUUUGGUCUCAAGAAACUUCACGCCUCAAUAUUAAGCCUGAUAUUAUGUUGUCAAGGAGGGAUCAAAACUAUGAAGCUACAAGACUUCAUUUUCAGAAUCUUGUAAGGAGAUAUGGAAACCCCAUCAUUAUAUUAAACCUAAUAAAGACGAAUGAAAGAAGGCCUCGAGAGUCAAUCCUUCGUACUGAAUUUGCUAAUGCAAUUAAUUCUAUUAAUAAAGAUCUAUCAGAAGAAAAACGUCUCAAAUUUCUUCAUUGGGAUCUUCACAAACAUUCUAGAAGCAAAGGGACAAAUGCAUUGCUAAUUUUAGGAAGAUUGACUUCUUACGCGUUGACUUUGACCGGUUUCUUCUACUGUCAAGUUGUACCAGAAUAUAAACCCGAUGGGUGCUUAAGAUGGCCAUAUUUUGAAAAUGAAAUUGGCAAUGAUGUGAAGAAGGAAAAAGAAAAACUUUGUGUGGAAAAAGAUAACAACUUUGUUAGAGCACCAAUUUUCCAAAAAGGGAUUUUAAGGACAAAUUGCAUAGAUUGUUUGGAUCGAACAAAUGUUGCACAAUAUGCAUAUGGUUUAGCUGCUUUAGGACAUCAACUCCAUGCUUUAGAAGCAAUAACUUCUUCAAAACUUGAACUUGAUGAUCCUUUAGCAGAAGAAUUAAUGGGAUUCUAUGAGAGAAUGGGUGACACUCUUGCUCAUCAAUAUGGUGGUUCAGCUGCACAUAACAAGGUGUUUUCUGAGAGAAGGGGACAAUGGAAAGCUGCAACACAAUCACAGGAGUUUUUUAGAACUCUUCAAAGGUACUACAACAAUGCAUACAUGGAUGCAGAGAAACAAAAUGCUAUAAAUGUAUUUUUAGGGCACUUUCAGCCACAAGAUGGGAAACCUCAAGUGUGGGAAGUGGAUCCAGAGCAGUAUUCUACUGUAUAUGGGAAUGGACAAUCAAUGGUGGAUGAAGAUAGAAGGUCAUUGCAUAAGAAAUCAUUAUCAGAUGGAAAUAUGAUACGUGAGAGCAAGUUGCCUACUUCAAGCUCUAGUCUUGGAAAGAGUUUAGCUUCUUCUGAUCAAAACAAAAUGAUGUCUGAAUCUACACCUGAUGUAUUAGCAUGUGGAAGUGGCUUGAAAUACUCAAGGGAGGCUUUUGCUGACUUUAAAGAUGGAUCAUUUGAUCAUGAGAAAUGUGACUCCUUUGACUGCUCAAACUUUGUUGACCUAGAUUGGCUUUCAUGUGAACAACAGUUUAUGGACAGAUCGAUUUUCAAAAACUCUUCUUCAGUGGCAGCUGAAAAUGAAAUUGUAGCACAAACAACUCCUUCCACCAGUGAAUCCAGCAUGAAGGGGAGCAAGCAUGCUGAUGAUAAUGAUACCAAUGAUUUUGAAGUUGGUGAGGAAUUUUCAGAUAGUUUUCUGAGUUGGGUCAACAAUGGAGAGACUCUUUGUCAUUGAGACUGAUGCUUAUUGGGUCUAAAGUUAUAUUCUUUUUUCAAUUCAAUGGGAGGAAAUAUCAAUUAUCAAAUAUGGAGGACUGGUUUUGAAAACUACAUCCUUCUUUAUGCAAUAGUUGAGAGAGAAAAAGAGGCCAGGGUUAAUAGUGAAAGUUUCUGUUGUUGGUGGGUUGGUUUUGUAAAUAUAAAUGUAUCACUACUAUGAUGAGGUAUAGGAGAUACGAUGUUUGUUUCGGAAGCUG